Molecule: messenger RNA, 1020 nt
Organism: Marasmius oreades (fairy-ring Marasmius)
Lineage: Eukaryota; Fungi; Basidiomycota; Agaricomycetes; Agaricales; Marasmiaceae
Exons: 3
Coding region: 1-1020 (339 amino acids)
Molecular function (GO): acyltransferase activity, transferring groups other than amino-acyl groups
Source: RefSeq, a predicted model, not a curated record
AUGUUGGAAGUUCGCCAACAUUCUCUGGCUGAGGAUUUUUUGUCUGCGGUAUUCCCCCAUCUCAAGGACGAGGAGGCGUCGGCCAACAUCGUCCUUGCCCACGCUUGGUCGUUGAGAACGACGUCGCCAGGCCGACUCGUGAGAGGCGACAUUCAAGCCCACGUCGGCGGGCUUCAGGAACCUUCUUCCUUCUGGAUCACUGUCUGGAAGCAUUCCAACCAGAAGAUGGAGGGAGCGUUCUUGAGUCUGGUCUUGUCGUGCGUGUGUGGAGAGCUAGGGAAUUAUCCUGUUUUCCUUUGGAUGCCUCGCAACAGACCGUUCCUGCUCGAGGGGGGCAUGGACGCUGUGAUCAAGGCCGCUGCCACUCAGUUCAUCUCUUUGGCGACUCCCAGGCGGGUUUUCUCCGUUUUUGGCGAGCGGUCAGUCGUGAAGGCUUUCGAGACGGUAUGGACAACGCUCACGGGCUUUCGAAAGGUCCCAGACCCUUACUACCACGCUGUACUUGGUGUAUGUACAGCUGAGUCCAUCCACAUCCUACAGGAUGACCUCCCCGCCUACGACACCAUCCGACUUGCCAACGACGACGACAAAGACGUAGUAGCGCUGAUGUGCAAAAAGUUUUCCGAAACAUCACACUUCCCUCUUACUACUGAAAGGGCAAUGAUAGAAUCGGGAUUGUUGAUCUCUCGAAAACAGUUGUUUGUCUACGAGUCGAAAGGGAGAAUCGUCUCCUUUUGCGCGACUACUCGGGCGACAGAGAAUGUUGCUGCAGUUACAAAAGUUUUUACUCUGAACAAGUCUAGGAACCAAGGGUUUGCGGAGCGACUGGUUCGUUACGCAACAAACAACGCCUUGACAGACGGGGGGAAAACCGCCGUGGUGCUCUAUGUGGGCGUCGAGAAUAGCGCUCGAAAAAUAUACGAUCGCAUCGGCUUCAUGGGAUUAUACCAGAAACCAAAUGUGGUAUUUGAGGAAGCUUUGGAGCUGGGCUUUAUUGAGACGGAGAAGGGUCAUUGGUAA